UUAACACUCACAUAAAAACACUAAUUGCCUGUUCAGACUAGAUCAACCGACGCCGCCCCCCCCCGUUCCCCAGUACUUUAUUUCCCCCCCGUAGUGUUUCGUCAAAAAUGAAGCGGAGAAGAGCUCAGUGAACCGAGCAGCGGCAGCCUGCGACACUCCAGUAUCUCUUUAAACAGCGACUAAGUUGUUAACGGAGAUGAUGCUCGGAAUUCAGGUGUCGUUGUUGGCAUCAGGGAUCUAUUCGGAUACUGCGGGGCUAACUUUCGUCACUUCAUCACAUCACCUAAGAUGACUGGAAGCCCUGUCUGUGGUGAGUGAAGAACAGCCAAUUUUUGAGCAGCCCUACCCUCCAGCUCUACAGAUGAAGACUGAGAUGACAACACCCAGCGGGUUAAGCCAGGCCUCCAAGCAGAGCUCUCAGGCCCAAGAGCCAGAGUGGGUGGAGUCAGUCUCCCAGAAUACUGGGGAAAGGAGUGAGAACAUCAAUGGGAGCAGUUGUAAGGCCCCUCUUGAGUCAGGCCCCACCAGACGUUCACGACACAUGAGUAAUGAUGGGGCUAUGAUGCCAUACCAGUCCACAUAUGGGGAGCCAGGUUUCAGCCCACAGACCAACAGCCCAUCCAGCACCACUGUGGAGGAGAAGCGGGUCAUCGUGCCAGCUGAUCCAGAAGUUUGGACACAGGACCAUGUGCGGCAGUGGGUGGACUGGGCCAUCAAAGAAUACGUCCUGGAGGAGGUGGAUGCUAAACUAUUUCAGGCACUAGAUGGAAAGUCCCUGUGCAAGAUGACCAAAGAAGACAUGAUGCGACUUACAUCGGCUUACAAUGCAGACAUGCUGCUUUCUCACUUGAAUUAUCUCCGGCAAAGUAGCUCCACAUUUUCCUACUCAACAAGUUCUACAAACACCACCCAAGUACAGCCGCCUAAACUACAGAUGAAAGCAGAGAGUGGGUUUGAAGAGAUCAGCCACAGAAACUGCUGGCCAACAAACACCAUGACCACAGUGUCAAAAGGUUCUUCAAUGGAACACAGCACAAGAAUUACAGACCCAACUUUAAGAAUUAUGCAAGAUCCAUAUCAGACACUCGGACCAAUAAGCAGCAGAUUAGCCAAUCCAGAAGACCAAGCCCUCAGCUCACCCAAGAACCGAACAGGCAAACAAAGCACUUACAAGAUUGACCCCAGCGCUCAAAGGCCUGUGGGUUCAGGACAGAUCCAGUUAUGGCAGUUUCUGCUGGAGCUGCUGUCCGACAGCAGCAACGUUGGAAUCAUCGCUUGGGAAGGCACCAAUGGAGAGUUCAAAAUGACUGACCCGGACGAGGUGGCCAAGCGCUGGGGAGAGCGCAAGAGCAAGCCCAACAUGAACUAUGACAAGCUGAGCCGUGCUCUGCGUUACUACUACGACAAGAACAUCAUGACGAAGGUUCACGGCAAGCGUUACGCCUACAAAUUUGACUUCCAAGGAAUCUCCCAGGCACACCAGAAUCACACGGCAGAGAGUAGCAUUAGUAAGUAUCAAACCGAGAUGUCGUACAUUCAGCCCUACCACAGCCACCAGCCCAAAAUGAACUUCAUAGGUGGACACACCACACCAAUGACCAUGUCCGCCAGCAACUUUUUCCCCCCUUCAACUACAUACUGGAAUUCCCCCAACAGCCCAAUCUAUCCUGGGUCAGCCAUGAGCAGGCACCCUGCCACUCACUCCCAUCUGAGCUCAUACUACUAAGGACAAUGCAUUUCACACAUGAAAGACAUUAAAUAGGAGAGAAGGAUGUGGGCCGAAGUCCGUUUAAAUAUAAAGGUGACAUGACGCUACAGCCUACAACAAGGGCAUUAUUAAAUUGUCUUUGUCUCAUCCUACAUUACACAUAUAUGGAAUAGGAGAAUUUGGAAUCAUGUAAUUAAUGUAAAGGAAUGUUUUCUUAUCACGUUUUCUUUAAUACACUCUCGACAUACUAUUGGAUAUACUGGGGUUUUUUUUUUUUUGUACACAGACAGUUAACUGUUGUAAUGACUGUUUCCAUCCUAUUGGGAUGUUAGUUCCUAGUUGCUAAAAGAUAACACAGGGAAUUCGGUUUUUCUUAUAAACAUCAUCUUAACACCAGGGAAAAAAAAAACUUUGACCGUUUGUUCUCAAGGUUCCUGCGUCAAUAUCUGGAUAAUUGCGCAAAACAAGCACAUGCACAAAUUUAGACAAUAUACGUAUACGGUGCUCCCUCUCUAUAUCGCAGUUCACCUUUUGCUCCCCAAGUACAUCUCAGGGGUUUAUUUUUCAAUCCGAUCUUAUUUUUUGUUUUGUUUUAAAAAAUGUGAAUUCUUGUUUUGAAAUUGAGAUAAGCGCAUUUGCGAACGAUUGCUGGUAGCUGUUUACCCAGGCGAGAUCGCAUACAGCAUAUUAUUGGCUAAUACAAUGCGUACUCGAUGUGCUAUUGUGAUAACUUUUUUUUUUUUCCGUGGGCGUGGGCAAACUUUUAGACUCGUGGGCCCCAAUUGUCCUAAAAUUGAACGGGGGGCGGGGGGGUCCAGGAGCAGAUAGAUGAAGCGUUCGUGUGAACUAAGAUAAAUGACAUGUAAAAGUCAUGCAUAUAGGCUAAAAUGCUUCUCUAUUGGGGUAUUACAUCCGGCGCCCGGGCCUUAGUUUGCUCAUGCCUGCGUUAGAGCAUUAAUGACAAUAUGUCAACAAGUCUGACAAUAAAAUAGAGUAAAGUCGAGUUGAGAAGAUUUUUAAUGAUGCUAUAACGUCAAGAGACUACACAGACACACGUCCCAACAGUGAGCAUGUGACCUGCCGUACAUUAUUUUCGUGACUUCUGCUAACGGAAAUUACACAGCAUCAAGCAGUUCUAUCAGCUCCAGUGACUCCAGGGGGAUCUUCUGCUCAUAAUUUGGGUGGAAUUCUACCUCCCCCGCACAGCCACAUUUUUUUUUAGGGUUAACCCUUUCGUGCAUGACGGUCACUACAGUGGACAGCUAUUAAAAUGUCAUUUUCUAUGAUAAGAAUAGGUUUUGAUGGCAGUGUUGCAUAUACGCCUCUACAAUGCAUUCUCAGGCGUCCACUGUAGAAAAUGACAUUUUAAUAGCUGUCCACUAUAGUGACCGUCAUGCAUGAAAGGGUUCAUGUGAAACUGGGACAGCUUUUCCUACCACCUGUUGCCAAGGAUGGGUGGCUUGAUGUGUUCUUGUGUACAUUUUUCUUUUGCCAGAGUAACAUUACCACCCAUAUUGGAAUGUAGUUGAAGAAACAGGGUAAGCGAAUCAGAGGGAUAAAGCGCAUUUUUGCCUCCUCGACUUGUACCAUUCACGUUUGAUUCGUCGCCAAACGGUUUUUCUGCAAAUGCCCUAUUUCACAUGUAAGAAAUUACCAUAGUAUUUUGUACAGAGCGCCAGUCAAUUUAGGUAUGUGCUUAAUGAUCUGGUGGAAAAAGGUGGACAUUGUGGUAAAUUUAGGAAUACCCCUCCCCCCCCGGACAUUCAUGACUGGAUUUAAAAAGAAGAGAUAUCCAGGGAAAAGAACGACGGUUAAGAAGACAGAAUUAUAAUGGAAGUAUUUACCAUUAUACCCCUUGCUGUGAGAAGCACAACGGUGUUACAGCAUAUUCAGUGUGACUGACAUUUGUAAAAGAAAAUUUUACAGAAUUGUACAGAAUUUGUAUGUAGCAAUGUAACCUUGAUUUAAUGCUAAUAAAUAAUGCUUUUACCUGAAAAUAAACUCGUGGUGCCGUUAGCAUCUGAGGAAACGUA
Messenger RNA from Cynoglossus semilaevis (tongue sole), 3741 nucleotides. RefSeq names its product Fli-1 proto-oncogene, ETS transcription factor-related sequence (gene fli1rs). Lineage: Eukaryota; Metazoa; Chordata; Actinopteri; Pleuronectiformes; Cynoglossidae. Gene Ontology annotation, cellular component: nucleus. Bases 362 to 1726 code for a protein of 454 amino acids. Gene Ontology annotation, molecular function: sequence-specific DNA binding; DNA-binding transcription factor activity, RNA polymerase II-specific. The transcript is spliced from 10 exons. The record is from RefSeq and is a predicted model, not a curated record. Gene Ontology annotation, biological process: regulation of transcription by RNA polymerase II; cell differentiation.